Molecule: messenger RNA, 2219 nt
Organism: Cuscuta campestris
Lineage: Eukaryota; Viridiplantae; Streptophyta; Magnoliopsida; Solanales; Convolvulaceae
Source: the annotation of a GenBank genome assembly
GCCCAACUUUUUCUCUCUUCUCUCUUCCUAUUUCCCCCCAAUCAAUUUCACACCCUCCACAUUCCCAUUCUUUCUUCUUCUUCUCCGCCAAAUUCCUCUCCAUCUCCUCCUCUGUUUUAAUGGACUCAAUCCGACCCAGUCCAGCUCCCAACCGGAGCACCCUUCUUGCCCGGACCUUCCACAAGGUCCUCCAUCGCAAGACCUCAACUUCCUCUUCUUCUUCCCCGAAACCCAUGCCCAGCAAUGCUGCCUUUUGCCUCCUCAUUCCUCCGGAGAAGCUCAAGUGCUGCGAACCCCUGCACUUGGACAGAGACGAGAUUCUUCAGGACUGCAGGGAGAUCUCAAGAAACAGGGCGGCCAUGGAGGCCUUCGUCGCCAAGCUCUUCGCCGCCAUUUCCUCUCUGAAAGCCGCUUACGCCGAGCUCCAGAUUUCGCAGUUCCCUUACAACAGUGGGGCUGUCCAGUCUGCAGAUCUAGCCGUGGUGGGUGAGCUCAAGUCCAUCUCCGAGCUCAAGCGCAGAUUUCUCAAGAACCAGGUCGGUUCAUCUUCCCCUCCUCAUGUCUCCCUCAUGAUUUCCGAGAUUCGAGAACAGCAGUCCCUGAUGAAGACGUACGAGAUCACCAUGAGGAAAAUGCAGGGCGAGAUCGAGAGGAAAACGGCCAUGGCUUCUUCCCUCCGGAGCGAGCUUGAGGAAAUUGCAGCGGGGAACAGAUCCCUCGAGGGGAAGAUGAACGCCGCCGGCGGGUCUUUCGAUGGGGUGGGGUUUUCCGAUGUGAAUACCAGAGAUUUCGUCGCCGUUCUUCAGUAUGCUGUGAGAUCUCUCAGGCAUUUCGUCAAACACCUUGUCCGCAGCAUGGAGGCUGCCCACUGGGACAUCGACGGCGCAACGGCUGCGAUUCACAAGACGGCCUCGUUCAGGAAGAAAAGCCACCGGGCUUUCGCCUUCGAAUCUUUCGUCUGCAGAGAGAUGUUCACCGGGUUCGAGGACCCCUGCUUUUCUGUACAGAGUGACCCCUGUUCGUCGCCGGAGAAACAGAGGACAUUCUUCUUCGACCAGUUCAAACAGUUGAGAUCUGCGAGUGCGGCUCAGUUCCUGAAGCAGAACCCUUCCUCUGUUUUCGCGAGGUUCUUGAAGGCGAAAUACCUUCACUUGGUCCAUCCCAAGAUGGAGUAUUCUUUCUCCGGGAACUUGACCCAACGGAAAACGGUGAACUCCGGCGACUUCCCGGAAACCGAAUUCUUCGGGGCGUUUGCCGAGAUGGGGAGGAGGGUUUGGCUCUUGCAUUGCCUCGCCUUCUCUUUCCAUCAACACGUCGCCGUUUUCCAGGUGAGGAAGGGGGCCAAGUUCUCGGAGAUUUACAUGGAGAGCGUCACGGACGAGAUUUUCCCCGGCGCCGGCGAGUUUCGGGCGGCGUUCACGGUGGUUCCCGGGUUCAAACUCGGGAAAAUGGUGGUCCAAAGCCAGGUAUACCUCUCUCCGGUUAAAAACUAGCGUUCUACGGGCUUUCUUCCGUCGCGUUUUCCCGGUGGAUGGUUAACAACGCGCCGCCGCUUUUAUGGUGUCGCCGGCCACCGAUUUUUCUCCCGACGCGGCGGUGUAAGUAAAUUGCCAGAUCAACUUUGUAAUAGCAUGAAGAAAUCGUGUUUAAUAAAUUAUGAUAAUUACGGAGUAGCAUUAUUAAGUUGAUCAAGCCAUUACUUAAUGUGAUUAUACCUACAUUAUAAUUACGUAAAUUUUGAGGGACCAGAAACGAAAUUCCACUUUGAAGUUGCCGGAGAAUGGGCAGAUCUUGUAAAAUGUAUCCGUUGGGCACGGAGGCGCGUGUGUGGAGCGUGGAAGGUCAAAGAUGGGAGUGUAUUGGGAAAUGUGUGGGUUAGGAGCCCAGCAUAUGAAUGGGCUUUGGGCCCACAUGUGAAAGUGGUUUAGUCAGGCCUGCAUGAAUGAACUGGAUUUUUUUGUUGUAUAUUGUAAAAGAAGUAAAGGGGGUGUAUAUGUGGGGCCCAAGGAGAAGGCCCUUGUCUUUGUUUUCAAGUGGUUAAAAUUUAAAGGGGAUGAUGACUCAGUGGGCCCAUCAGAAAGGGAAAGAAAUGUCACAAGAUUUUUCUAAUUUUGUACCCUCCAAGUUUUUGGUAUUUUCAAAAUGUAGCCAAACAUUGGCACACCAAAAACUCCUAGCCCACAUUAACUUCUUCAUGUGUAUAAAACACUAGCUCAUGA